Messenger RNA from Monomorium pharaonis (pharaoh ant), 7741 nucleotides. RefSeq names its product titin homolog. The transcript has 6 exons. The coding region runs from base 470 to 7111 and encodes 2213 amino acids. Gene Ontology annotation, molecular function: protein binding. NCBI's taxonomy places the organism in Eukaryota, Metazoa, Arthropoda, Insecta, Hymenoptera, Formicidae. The record is from RefSeq and is a predicted model, not a curated record.
CGUGUUUACUUGAGCUGCAUUAUUAUUCCAUUCGUUUUGGCCCGGUUCCAUAUUCUAAGCCGUGUAUAAUUCCGCGGAGUCACGUGGCCGUGCGUCAGGGCAAAAUAAUCAAUGGACAAGCAUCGACCACCGUGCGCCGACGAGGCUCGUGUGUUCAGCGAUUCAGUUGUGCCACAGGGGUGCACUCGCUCGGUGUGGUGGCAACCCUCCCAUUUAUCGUUGCCUCCUGCAGCAGGUAUACUACCGGUUUCUAGGACGUGGAAAAGAUACAUUCGCUUUUACGACACUGCUCCAAUUUACGUUCUCGCACUUUGGCAGAGAACGCAAUGCAAGAGUUCCUAUACUAGAAGAAUUCCUUGAAAAAGAAGAGAAGCUGUAUUCCGCAAUGUGUAUACGCUGCCGACAUGAAAAUUCUAUGUAUAGAUAAAAAAAUAAUUGGAAGUAUUAUGAGAUAUAGUAAACUGGCACGAUGCUAAGCCCGACCCCUCCGAUCGAUCGUCCCAGUCUGCGUCCUGGCACAGGAUACUUGAUCGCACCGCGGGUGCCCCAUGGGCUCGCGACCGUUGUUGAAAGUCUAACGAGGGAGGUUCUACGUCAUCGUCCCGAGGACAUAUACGUUUUUGCAGCCCGCCACUUUGAGAAGCUGCUGAAGCUGCGGGAGGAUUACCAUGCCGAAGAAUACAGCGAUCGUGCGUUCAGCCAUGAAUUCAGUCGCGACUUUAAUCUGUGGCCUACCAAGGAGACCCGAAACCUCAGGAAACCUCCGAAUGGCGGUUGGUCCUUGGAGAAGGAGAUCGAGAUCUUUGAGAGAGGCGAACAGGUGACUGUUGAUGCGGAGGAGAGCCAGGAGGACGUCUCCACUGACAAAGAAAUUCGGAAAUCAUCGAGGCAAGCAUGCUCGAGAGGUGCUGCGACUGUAAAGAAAACCUCGAAGAAAUCCAAGGACAAUAAGACAACGUCGGACGCUCGCGCUACGAGGAUCAUCUCGCAGAUGAGCGCUCUUCCCGGCAAGAAUAUUCAGACCAAGGAUAUCAAGCAGGAGCUCAGAAAAAACAAGCUGAGCGGCGAGAAGUCGAAAACCGAUAGUAUUGAGAAAGGAAUUCGAGGCGACAGGCGAUCCUCUAGAGCGAAAGCUCCCAAGACGGAUGAGGAUCCUGCAGACGAGGUCGAACGUGCGACGACAACGACGACGAGCUCGAGUAGAACGUCUGCACGGAGACCGCUGAAGAAGGUGCGCCGGGUCGAGACCGAGUCCGAGACCGAGACGGAACAUGAAACCGCGGCACUUGAAAAUAGACACGUGAGGUCAAGUGUUAAGGACUGUCGUUCGAGUCGCGAGGCGAUCGCUCGGACUGGGAGCAGGGAGAGGAGACUGGAAGCACGGCUCUCCGAACAUUCCUCCGAGAGGAAAGUAUCGUCGAGGGCGCUCAGCAUGGAUCGCAUCAGGGCGUACGUGCUGCGCAAAUUCGCGAGCACCGCGAGCCUGGAGGUACUGCGAUCGCCCACGUAUGUGGAGCAGGUGCAGGAGGUGAUCGAUCGCGCGGCGCCGAUCAUCAAGGAGAAGUUGGAGGAGAUCGGAAGACCGCGGGGGAAGCGUUCGAAAUCGGUUGACCUGUCAUGGAACGAUGGAUCGCUUUAUCGACACGUUCGUGAGGAAAGAGGACACGACGAGAGACAAAGCGAAAGAGGAAAGAGUGGGAAGCUAGAGAGAGAAACCGACAUUGUGAGGAAAGAGGAGACGGAAGAUUCUUUUCGUAGGGACGAGACGGAGAGAGAAGAGAAGCAAUCGAGGAGGCGCAGCGCGGGAUCGGGCAAGAGAUCGAGAAGGCGCGAGAGCGGUGAUUUCGGAGUCGUCGAUCAGGUUGACGACAACUCGAAGCACAGUAAUAAAUUGGAGCACGAGUCCGGGGCGACGCGCGAUACCUUGGAAGCGAGACUGACCACCACGCAAAACAUCCUAGAAGAUAUCUCGAAGUCAACAUCCGAGUUGGGUGGCGCUCGCAGAAGCGAUCCUGUUGGAAGUGAACCGUCGGAAUAUGAGACCUCCGAUCAAGUGAACGUCGUUUCCUUGCCAGUCGUGAGGCCGCCGUCCUCCAAGAACUCUAGAAGCGCCACCAAAAACGGUUCGGACAAUGUGACAUUGCCACCUAUCUCGCCGGAAGCUCCAAAAUCGACGAAGAAGAAGGAUGAGCUGUCCUUACCGAUUCUGCCGACGGCAACCAACAACGGCAAUCAUUCUGCCAGAAAACCGCAAGAGCAGGACAUUUCCAAAGACGCGGAGGAGGCCUCGACGUUGCACGAUAUUACUAGUGAUAUAGAAGAUAUGGCGGUUCUUCCUGACGGUCACGAAGAUACGAUCGUAGGUGCGAAGCAGAAUCUUGGUAGUGAUCACCAGGAUUUAACAUCGGGUGCAAAGUUUGUCAAUGAAGAGAAACUUGAGAGAGACGAAAAUAUAAACAGAAUUUUUAAGGAAGAUGUUUCGGCGAAACUCGAUGAAAAACGCGGAAGUCUCGAGGAAUUUGAGGAAUUGGAGGAAUUGGAAGAGGGAAGGAAGUCGGAGGAGGUUUUCAGGGACAGUUUAAACGUUACACCGGAAGUAGCAAAUAUACUAGACUUGUUGGAAACUGAUGAAGACAAAGCCAAACUUCAAAAUGAUAAUGUGGAUCCAGCACGAGAGAACACGUUUGAUAGGUUGAAAGAUAAACUGAUCGAGAUCGAGAUGGCGGAACGCAGUAUUGAGAAAGCUUUAGCUUGCCAACAGGUCGCGACGUGUGACACUGGCGAAAUAAUGAGCCAAGCGGAAAAGUCGGUGACUGACAGGAAGAUAAAUGAAGCGAGAGAGCCGACUAAUGAGGCGGAAAAGACUAUGAGCGAAAAACGAAAGUCGAUCGAUGCGGGAAAAAUACCGAUAAAUAGAGACGACGAGAAAAGGAAAAAGAACAACGACGAUGAAAAAAGACAAUCGAUGAAUGAAGAGAUAAAAGAAACAGAAAUAUCAAGUAAUAUGAAAGAUUUAAACCUCGAGGAAAGAUUAUCAAACGGAAAAAUUAACAAAGCAGAAAAAAUAGAAAAUAAAAUAAAAGACUCGACUAAUAAGACCGAAAAUUUAAAUAAAAUAGAAACAUUAGAGAAAGAACUUAAAAAAUUGAAAAGCGAUAAUGAAGCAGAAAAAUUGAAAAGUGAAGCAAAAAUAUCAAAGAAUGAAGUAGAAGAAGUGACUAACAAAACAGAAGUAACGAUCAAAACAACAGAUAACACAAUAAAAAUACAAGACGAGAAACUGAUGGGUAAAACUGAAAAAUUAAUAAACGAAAACGUAUCAAAUGACGUAGAAGAAUUAGCAAUUAAGGUUCAUGUUAAAAAUUUGCAAUCUACAAAUUCAAAAUCGUAUGAUGAAAGUGUUCAGGGUACUGAAGUAAUCGAAACGGACGGUGAUAAUAAUACGACAUCGAAAGAAAAUGUUGAAAAUGCAGCAAAUAAAUUUUCUAAAGGUACAACUUCCGAAAAUGUUACGAUUAAGAACGAAAGCUCGAUAACAAAUCCUCCAAAGGAAACCGGCAAAACGCAGGAAGAGCGAAAAAAACGCGAAAUUGACAAGUUACCGGUGUUGUCACCGCUCUCCUUAGAGGUCCCAUACUCUUAUGUUCUUAGCGAAGGCUCUCCCUGCGAAAUCCCCGAUUCCGUGACGACCGUGAUCUUUCCGGACAGGCCUUGUUGUUCUCCCGUUAUUCUAAACGAAAAUUAUCAGUUUAAAUCAAUGAAUCAAAAAGGGAAAUCAGUUACACGUUUUGGUGAAAAGAUGGUUAAAGAGAUUUCCAAAGAUGAAAGACAGGAGAAGGAUCAGCAUAGAUACGACAUGGAAAUUUUCGGUGAAUAUGUUCAACCAGAAACUAUUCCGUUGCCCGAUACUGAUUUUAAGCGUAGCGUGAAAGGAAAAUCAAGUCAGGACAUAACGAUUGUUCAUCAAGAUUUGGAUAGAAUCAAGGAAGAAGGUGAAGAAGAAACUGAAAAAGAAACUGAUGAUCAAAAAGAAAUAGAAGAUCAUCGAGAGAAGGAAAAUGAUAAAAAGACAGUAAAAGAGGAAGAAACGAAGACACUUUUGACAUUGGAAAACAUUGUCGAGCACGAAGAAAAUGAAGAAACUGAUGUAAAAAUAACCGAGUCUAAGGAUACUGAAGAGAUUUCCUCUUCUGGCCUUGUCGAGUGUGCAUCCGUGCCUGAUAUUAGGGAUUUAACGACUGAUAUUGGUUUGACAAACGAAGAAAAAACAGACGGUGCAAUAGAAUCUAAAAGCGCGUUGGAAAAUUCAUCGGAAGAAAGCGGAAGUACACAGGAUACCAAUACGCCUACGUCGAGCGAUGUGAAGGAGAGUACCGGAAGCAACCGAUCAAUUGAGAGUCCGAGUCCAGGCAGACCAGUAGUACCAGAACUAAACUUGGAUUCACUCCAGGAUAAUACGGUGUCGUCUUUUAAGAUAACGGCAAAUGGAACAGAAAAGGAAGACAAUGGUAGUCCUAGGGAAAGCGAUGCCACUAUUUCCUUGAUUGAACCGUUAAUUUCGGAUGAGAGAUUGAUAAAUCAGCCAGUCACGGCCGAUCAUGAGAAAGAAAUCGUCGCUGAAGAAUCGAGAAAUCUGCAAUCGGAGAUUCCGGAAACCGAUCAAUUAUAUCGCGCUGAACACACGGAGUAUGAAUUGUUGGGAAAGGAUCCGAUGUCUCCGGAAAUUAACUUGGAAGAUAAAACGAAAUCUCAAGAGAAAAAUAUUGAUUCGAAGGGUUUAUCGGAAGAUGACGUACAAGUCGAGAAGGUGCAGGCAGAAGAGUUAGAAAGCGAAGAAGAAAUUGCAAGGGAAUUGAUAGGAUUACUGGAUAAAGAUAUGCAACUUCAAAGUAAAGAAUUAGAUUUGAAACAAGAAUCUAAAGACAGCGGAGAAUCUGAGAAAAGCAGUAUAAAUGUAGACGAUAAAUCUAAUCGGGCACUGACAGCAUCUAUGCAUUCAAUGUUAGUUGAACAAGAAAAGAGACAACAUCAAGAUUCUUUAGAUAAAGUAGAUGAAAUAGUAAGGACUGAAACAACCAGUGAGUUAUCAGAUAAUGUAGCAGAUAUCAGUAAAGAUAACAAAAAUGAAAACAGUGAGAUAAUAGAUAAAGAAACUGGAAAAGUUACAUUGGAAAUGGUAGAAGGAGCACAUAUAGAGAAUUCGCAAAUUGCACCUUUAGCUCACUUUGAGCAAGAUGAAUUAUUAACACAAAAUAGUAGAUCCGAAACAGUUGAUAGAAUUAUUAGUAAAAGUACAUCUGAUACUAUUAAAGAGGAUAUUCAAGAAAAAUUUGAAGAUAAACAAGUAAGUGUUGAAGAAACUGCAAAGAUCCAAAGUAACGAUGCUAAAAUUGAACAAUCGAUUAAAAAACAGGAAGAAAAUAAACAAGAGUUGCAAAGUCAGGAAAAGCGCGAGCAAGGAACAUUAGAAGCAUAUGAGGAAUGCAAUCAAGAAAAAUUAGACGUUCAAGAAGAAAUCAAGCAAGAAAAAUUGAAAAUUCAAAGUAAAGAUAAUCCAGAAGAUAUAAAGAUGAAAGAAGAAAUUAUAGAUGCAACAAUACCCAUAGAAUUAAUAAACUCGAGCAAAGACUCAAAGAACGAAUCAAUAAAAAACGACGAUGAACAUGAAGAAACUAAACCAAAUAAUGAAACCAUUAUUAACGUUUGUGUAAAAGAAGACACGAAAACUAAGACAGAAAAAGAAACUGAAGAUCUUUCGGGGAAAAUAGAAAGCGUCCAUGGGCCAAUUACAAGCGCGAUAUCAGAACAAUCAACGGAAGAUCAUUCUCGUUUUAAACACUGGACCACCGCGGAGAUGAAAUCAUCGACCGUGGAAACGGUGAUUGAAACUUUCGUCUCUAAUACAAGUACAGACGAGAAAACGAAGAUUGUUGCUGAUGCGUCAGAAAUUAUCGCAAAUGAAUCACUUAUUCGAAAGAAGGAUGACUUCCACUCAGCGGUUGUAAAAAUUCAAGCUUGUAUUCGAGGAUUUUUAGCGCGUCGCCGCGCGCGAAGAGAUUUGAACUCAAAAUUUGUUUCAAGCAACGUUCCACCAACGAAAACAGUUACGAGCAAUCGUCUAAUGGUACCGCAGGAUACUUCAAAUCUGAGAGAAUCCAGACGUCUUCGGCGAGAAGAAGCUCUGCGGAAUACGACCCUCUCGUUGGAGAACGCCUUCGCGACGGGUCGGCUUCAACAUACCGGCGAGUUUCACGAUUCUGUACCGUUGCUUCCUUGUGACCUGAUAAAUAAUACUAAUUUAGUUGCCUCAAACAAUUCUUUGGAUGAAAAGAUCGAGGCAAAAGAAGCUAAUUCACCUGAUAUCGCAAAACCUAGUGCCUCUAACGGGAAUGAUGUUCGCGACAGCGAACAUGGAGCGAGUUUUCACAAAGGUAACACCUACGUUGAUCCCACCUUUCCGAUCGUGAUGCACCUGUUGACGGACGCAUCUCACAAUUGCCACUUCACAGUCAGCCAAAAUUCCCAUUCCGACUUUAACGCAAGUGCUGACGGAGAGGGGCUCGUGAAGCCCACCGUAGACAUCCUGAUGCUGGGCUAUCCAAGAGACGACGAGAAUCAAUAUCUGAACUUCAUAACCAGCGUCGAGGAUCUGGGUUCCAAUAUGAAUUCCUUGACUCUGGACGACAUGAUGAAGAGCGCGAAAAAUAUCGACGACGUUCAUCCUUCGACGAUUUCCGGCGAGGGUAGCCCCAGGGAGCCCUUGGCCCUUUCGGACGUUUCUCGGGGUGUCGUGAUCGAGGAGGUGACCAGCUUAGAUGAGCUCGUUCCGUCGGAGUCAACAAAACCAUCGUCUGCGCCUAAGACCUCGUUGGAUACAAAUAGCUCGAUGCCAUCCGACGAAUGCGACGUUGAGGACGCGAAGAAUGAUUUAGGGAUGUCGUCGAGGACGACGGAUGCAGCUGGAGACUGGAAACAAAGAGCUGAGGGACAAGAGUCCGAUCGCAACCAUGAGAAUGUCGAGGAGAGUGAUUUGCGUAGCGAGGAUGCAAAUAAAAGCUGUAACGAGACCUCUGGCGAACACGUGAAAGAAGAGAAGGACGAUAAGACGUGAAUAAUAUCAUAUACUUGUGGAGACUUGUGGGCCAAACGAAACAGGGCAGAAGUCAUGAAAUAAUUGUAAUGAUCGAUCAAUUGGUUCCUACUUGAUUAGAGUCAUCGUUUGCGCGCGAUACGAAGAUUACUAUGAUUUCACUGCACAUUAGAGUAUUUUUACAAAAAGCACUUGCGAUUUAUAUAUCAUUGCGUUUUAUGUUAUUCUUAAAUUGUAAGUCCAGAGUGCCUGUUUAUUGACUCGUUUAUGUAGAAACAAAUAGAUGGUACGAGAAGAGUAUCUCUCUCAGGAAUAGUAUUAGUGUACAUGAGAAAUCACGUAUAGCGCUCACAAUUACUAAUUUACACAGCAAACAAGGUGACGUCAAAUGACGUUUUAAUAAGGUCUCAUUGACGUCUCUGACGUUAAUAAAACAUCAUUGAAGCGUUAUUUAACGUCAUGUUGUUUGCUGGAUACAUACAAAAAAAAAAUACAACGCAAACUCUAGAGUUGCAAUUUUAGAGUUGUUUAGAGUUGCUAAACAAGAACAGUCUUUCCCCGCUUUUUACGUAGUUUAAAAGACAUAUUGUAUAUCUCCGUAGGCAAAAAAAAACAGCAAAUAAAUUGCAUAUAUAAGAUAACUUUAAAAAA